AUGACACGGGUUGCUGUUGCCGAGAAGCAACCAAUGAUGCAGCGGCUGGACAAAGUAAAAGGGUGGCUCUCAGAUGUUCAAACCAUGAAAACUGAAUUAAAUGAAGUGAUAGAAAAUGGCUCCAAGGAGCUUGAGAAAAAUUUUUGCUGUGGAUGUCCCAAGAAUUGCUGCUCAAGGUACGAGUUGGGAAAGAAAGUAGCCGAAAAACUAAAAGAUGCUGCUAAUUUAAAGAGCAAUGGAGUUUUUGAAGCAGUAGCUCAAAGGAUACCUUCACAUCCAGCUACAGUAAGACCCUGUGAAGGAAUAAUAGUGGGCAUGAAAAAUAAUUUCAGUGAGAUUUGGGGGAACCUCAAAAAAGAAGAUGUGGGAAUCAUUGGCUUAUAUGGGUUAGGAGGAGUUGGGAAGACCACUUUGCUAACUGAAGUCAACAACAAGUUUGUCAAUACAACUCAGGAUUUUGAUGUUGUGAUUUGGGUAACGGUGUCCAGUAAUCUAGAUUUGAAUCAGAUAUGGAAGAAUAAAAGACCAGAAGGAAAGAAAGAAGAUAUAUGUGGAGUGUUGAGCAAAAAGAAGUUUGUUUUGUUGUUGGAUGAUAUGUGGGAGCGCCUUGAUCUCUUAGAGGUUGGGAUUCCACUUCAAAACAAGCAAAACUCCAAGAUAGUAUUCACAACCCGUUCUAAAAUGGUGUGCAGCCAAAUGGACGCUCAGAAAACAAUUGAAGUGGAGUGUUUGCCGUGGGAGGAGGCUUGGGAUUUGUUCCAGAAGAAGGUUGGUGAAAUGACCCUUAAAUCCCAUCCAGACAUACCUGAGUUAGCUCAACUUGUUGCCAAAGAAUGUGACGGUUUGCCACUUGCACUUAUUACUAUAGGUAGAGCCAUGGCUUACAAGCAAACACUCAAAGCGUGGAAGCAUGCGAUUAAAGUGUUGAAGAAAUAUGUUGUGCAAUUUUCAGACUCGAAUAUUCCUACAACGAACUUGAUAAAAAAAUGGAUUGGUGAGGGAUUUUUAAAUGAAUGGAAUGACAAUGAAGAUGGAGCUGAAAACCAAGGGUAUGACAUUAUUGACACUCUUCUUCAAGCAUGUUUUCUGGAAAAGACUGACAAGUUUUUGGUGCGAACAAGUGGGAGGGAGACUGAAACACCAAAAGUUUCAAAAUGGAAAGAGGUAAAGAGGAUUUCAUUGAUGGUAAAUAAAAUUGAGAGACUAAUAGGAACACCAACAUGCCCUCAGCUCACAACUUUGCUUCUGAAUAAUAAUUGGUUGCGGAUGAUCAGUAGUGGCUUCUUCCAAUCUAUGUCUGCUCUCAAAGUUCUAGACCUAUCAAGUAAUAAUACUUUAUGUGAUUUACCAUUGGAAAUUAGUGAAUUGACUUCAUUGCAGUAUCUUAAUAUAUCUCGCACAAAAAUAAGUCGGUUACCAGUUCAGCUCCAAAACUUGGUAAAUUUGAAAAUUUUGGAUAUGGAAUAUACAAAUUGUGAUGAAACUUCAGUACUCCAGGUGAUAUCAGGUUUAUCAUCCUUACAAGUGUUGAAGAUUGGCAGUGUUACUGACAAUGAAGCUUUGACAGAGAAAUUGGAUGCUUUGAAUUUUUUAUAUUAUUUGAAUUGGGUGAUUGAUUGGAGUGUAGAAGGAAAGGGCAUAGAAACUAGUAAUAAUCCCCUUGACUCUCAUAUCAGAAACCGACCAUGCUUCCAUAGCCUUCGUAGAGUACAUAUACAAUAUUUCAAAAGGUUGAAAAACGUAAAAUGGCUUCUCUUUGUUCCAAACCUCGAGUAUCUUGAGAUAUCGUUUUGUUAUGAGAUGGAAGAAGUAAUUAGUAGAGAUGAAUGGAUGGAAGCUGCAGAGAAAGGGAAAAUUUCAAAACCAUUUGCAAAACUGGAAACUUUAGAAUUUCAUUUACUUCCACAACUAAAGAGCUUCUCCCACAGUCCCCUACUCUUUCCCUUGCUUGAAAUUCCUCUACGUAAAAGGGUGUCCAGAGUUGAAGAAGCUUCCACUCAACUUUGA
Messenger RNA from Ilex paraguariensis (yerba mate), 2007 nucleotides. NCBI's taxonomy places the organism in Eukaryota, Viridiplantae, Streptophyta, Magnoliopsida, Aquifoliales, Aquifoliaceae. The record is from the annotation of a GenBank genome assembly.